This is a messenger RNA of Monascus purpureus, 876 nucleotides long. The record is from the annotation of a GenBank genome assembly. NCBI's taxonomy places the organism in Eukaryota, Fungi, Ascomycota, Eurotiomycetes, Eurotiales, Aspergillaceae.
AUGCCCGGAGCGAAUGGCACUGCUCACGACCAAGACAUUGGCUUUGCGUUAGGGGUCAAGAGGUCCAAGAUCUCGCAGACUCGCCAGCCUGCAGUCGAUCUAGGAAAUUAUAUAAAUUACCCGGCUGUUCCCAGAGCAAAUAUAGCUGUGUCCAAGGAAUCCCCGAAUGGCACAGACGGUUAUGCAAAGAAGUACGAAGACUAUACGGUCCUUCAGCAACAUGUUCUCUUCUGGGAUAGAGACGGGGAUGGAAUCAUUACGCCCUACGAUACAUACAUCGGAUUUCGAGAACUGGGGUUCAACGUCCUUUUUUCAUUGUUCGCUGUUUUGAUCAUCAAUUUGAAUUUUUCCUAUCCCUCCAAACUGGCGUAUUCAUGGGUUCCGGAUCCCCUCUUCAGGGUCUACGUGCCCAGUAUUCACAAGGCGAAGCAUGGUUCUGAUAGCGGCAUCUUUGACCACGAAGGUCGUUUUGUUCCCCAGGAAUUUGAAAGUAUUUUUUCCAAGUACGACAAGGAAGGCGAUGGCACUCUCACACUUAGGGAGUUAUUCGAUCUGAUGCACGGCCAACGUGGGCCAGUCGAUCCGUUCGGGUGGUGUGCUGCUUUCUUUGAAUGGGUCACUACAUGGCUACUCGUUCAGAAGGAUGGCAAAGUAUAUAAGGAAGAUGUACGUCAGGUAUUCGAUGGUUCCAUAUUUUGGCGGAUCAGAGACUCUCGCAUGAAAAAAGAGGGAUGGAGACAGGGGUUUGGUUUCCCUGGUGAUAAUUUUAUAGGGCCAACUAAGGUAGCCUGAAGGCUCCUAUAUCCUCAAGAGAUAGUCUGUUACUUUGAAGUAACAGUUCAUCCUUGUAGAGGUUGACCUGACAUAUAAAGAUAC